UGGCCUGGAAACGCUAGACCUGUGAGGUGUGCGGGUGGCUGGUGGAGUGAAGCUUUGGUAGACAUGGCUCCCAACGCGUUGGCUCCUGAACCGGAGCAUCCGAAGGGCAUCCGGGCCGUGUUGCUGGGGCCUCCCGGGGCUGGCAAGGGGACCCAGGCACCCAAAUUGGCUGAGAAUUUCUGUGUCUGUCACUUGGCCACUGGGGACAUGCUGAGAGCGAUGGUAGCUUCAGGCUCGGAGCUGGGGAAAAAGCUGAAGGCGACAAUGGAUGCCGGAAAACUGGUGAGUGAUGAAAUGGUCGUGGAGCUCAUUGAGAAGAAUUUGGAGACUCCUUCCUGCAAAAAUGGCUUUCUUCUAGAUGGCUUCCCUCGGACUGUGAAGCAGGCUGAAAUGCUUGAUGACCUCAUGGAUAAGAGGAAAGAGAAGCUCGAUUCAGUCAUCGAGUUCAGCAUCCAGGACUCCCUGCUGAUCCGGAGAAUCACGGGAAGGCUGAUUCACCCCAAGAGUGGCCGGUCCUACCAUGAGGAGUUCAACCCUCCAAAGGAGGCCAUGAAAGAUGAUAUCACUGGGGAGCCCCUGAUCCGCAGGUCAGAUGACAACGAGAAAGCCUUGAAGACCCGCCUGGAGGCCUACCACACUCAGACCACUCCGCUUGUGGAAUACUACAGGAAACGGGGCAUUCACUGCGCCAUUGAUGCGUCCCAGACCCCUGACGUGGUGUUUGCAAGCAUCCUGGCAGCCUUCUCCAAAGCCACAUCCUAGUAGCAGAAGGCCAGGCGCGACCGCACCACUGCUCAUCUCCCCGCCGUGUGAUCCCCGCUCUUAGGUGCUGGGCAGAAGAGAAAAGGGUGGACAUGGGAAGGAAGGAUGAUGGAUGGUGAGGGAGGUGGGGAGGGGCUCAAAAGGAACAUUUGGAACAGUGGCAGUGUUAUAAUUAGUAAGUUUGUUUUUUUUUUUUACACAUAGGUGAGAAUUUUUCAAGUAUAAGCAAGGGAAAAGAUUAAUUUUUUUAAAAAACUGUGAUUGGGGGGCAUUGGUGCAAAUAAGGAGACAUGGUGUUCUUUUUAAGCAAUCAGCCUCUCGUUUCCUCUGGACCAUAAAGCUAAUGCUCUCUAAGAGACCUCAGCAUCUACAUAAGAACUUCAUGGAUCUCCAGGCCAAGGACACAGCAGUCAGACUGGGCCUGUGUCCUGUGCAGAGGAGGGACUGUUGACCAGCGGUGGCCCCCAUUCCAUAAGGACUCCCCUGCGUAUAUGGAAGAGAUGGGGGGUGAGCCAAUGGGUGCUGGUCGUGGGGCGCAGGGGGAGACGGAUCCCACACUUGUGACUUAAGAGUUGCCUGCUCUGGUGACAGAGCUGUCAGCCACCCAGCUCACGAGAGUCUUACAGCCUUGCCUUCAUCAUCCAUGGGACCCUUUAAAUAACUGAACGAGGCCUAGGAAUGUAGCUCAGCGUGUGUGCCUGGCACUGGAAAGCCCUGGGUUCGGUCCUCUACAGUGAAGGGGUUAGGGAACAAGCUAACAUGUCUUAAGCUAAGUCAUCCAAAGAUUGUCCUUCUCACCCUCAAAUCCUGGGACUGGGAUUGCCCGACAACACUGUGAUAUAUUUUUCAAUGAGGUGCCUUUCAUAACUGACCAAAUGCUGCCAUUUUUGACCCCUGAGUCAAUAAAAUAUGUUGAAAAUUUG
Messenger RNA from Rattus norvegicus (Norway rat), 1685 nucleotides. RefSeq names its product adenylate kinase 2 (gene Ak2). Gene Ontology annotation, molecular function: phosphotransferase activity, phosphate group as acceptor; nucleobase-containing compound kinase activity; AMP kinase activity. Gene Ontology annotation, biological process: AMP metabolic process; ATP metabolic process; ADP biosynthetic process. Lineage: Eukaryota; Metazoa; Chordata; Mammalia; Rodentia; Muridae. The record is from RefSeq and is marked validated. Gene Ontology annotation, cellular component: mitochondrial intermembrane space. Bases 64 to 762 code for a protein of 232 amino acids. The transcript has 7 exons.